Messenger RNA from Lachancea lanzarotensis, 2055 nucleotides. RefSeq names its product LALA0S03e03818g1_1 (gene TIP20). Gene Ontology annotation, biological process: regulation of ER to Golgi vesicle-mediated transport; endoplasmic reticulum to Golgi vesicle-mediated transport; retrograde vesicle-mediated transport, Golgi to endoplasmic reticulum. Bases 1 to 2055 code for a protein of 684 amino acids. Lineage: Eukaryota; Fungi; Ascomycota; Saccharomycetes; Saccharomycetales; Saccharomycetaceae. Gene Ontology annotation, cellular component: Dsl1/NZR complex. The record is from RefSeq and is a predicted model, not a curated record. The transcript has a single exon.
AUGCAGGAUUUGAGGAUCUUAACGUCCGUUGAUGAACUUCCAAAGGUCAAGACACUUGCAGAUGCAAUUGAGAAAGAAAGAGAAACCUUUGCCCUUCAACUGAAGACCAGAACGGGACAAAACGAAGCCGUUCUGUAUGACCUCGAUCGGGCGGACAAACAGCUGCUAGCAUUGGCUGAAAAUAUUGCUUCCGUACGUUCGAGCUCUGAUACAGCAAAAUUGAGAGCGCAGUACGGCUCUCUCGCAGUUUUGGAUCAAAUUGAUACCCUUUUCACUCAAAAAGCUGCUAAAACGGCGGAGAUAUCUGCUUUAAAACAGUUGGAAGACAUUUCUGUCGCUAUUAAGACCGCUAAAGAAGAAUCUGAGAUUCAAGAAUCACAGUUACAACAGUGGCAUGACAACUUGGAUGUUUUGAAAUCUCAAUUGCAAGAUUCGGACUUGGAAUCGGUGUUCCAGAGUUUCAACAACCUAUUACAACAACAGGCCCUUCCGUUACGUGAGGAAUUGAAAUCUGUACUUUUAGACUCUGGUUGGGAUUUACCGGGAAAGGAUUACAGUGUACUUGUUUCUGAGCUACCUAGGUCGUCUUUGAAACAGCUUUCGUCGCGGAUAUAUCGCUUGAACCAGCUAUGGCUGCCGCAACGAGGUUCCGACGACAUUUGGAAUUUUGAGUGUAUUGCGAACAAUUUCAAAAUCAAGUUCAUUUAUCAUUUCAUGAAGGAGUCCAUCCAAGAGCCAAACUCUGUUGAAAUGUAUUUCAAAUUUCUCGAGAAAUACCUGGAACUCAAUCUUUACAAAAGUGUCAACCUUUUCCACGAUCCAUCCGUGCCAGACCUUGACGAAAAUUUUGUACAUCAACAAUUCAUAAACCACGUUCUAGUCCCUAUACGUGAGAAAGUGAACGUUACAUUGGUGAAUAUCGCCAAUAGUGCUUCGAGUAAUCACCUCAAAACGCUUGUGGUGCUGAUUUCUCAAAUUUUCAUAAUUGACAAUGCACUGGUGAAAAAACACUUUUACGACGGUUUGGGUUUGAUCGCAAUGAUACCCGAGGAGGUACUAAAUGCCUGGCUGUCAUUCGAGAUUGAUUCUUCCCUCGACCAAUUUCAAAAAAUCACCAAGACGGCGAAUCUUGUCAAGAGCGGUUCAGAUUUCGCAAAACUUCUGGAAAAUCUUUAUCUGUAUUUUGAGCCGUUCUUCAAUGUUGAAUAUGGCAAACUGAUGGAAUAUAAGUUGCGAACUACCAAAACGAUUUUCAUGGAUUUGACUCAAAAGUAUCGCGACAUACUCUUGAAUUCAAAGGAUGAGCCUGGUGAAGCUUCUUCAGAGCAGGCCCAGUUCGAGAAAACUCUUUGGAAGACUCAUAAUUUACAGCUCAUCAGGAUCACAUUGGAGAAUUUUGCGGAUAAGCUAAACUUCAUCUUGCUCACUGAAUAUUUGAAUUCAGCUACUUCUUCAUCAUACGAUACAAUUUUCGACGAUGUUUUGAAUCUCUAUGAAAACGCUAUUACGACCGCAAAAGAGUCCAUUAUCCACAGAUACAAGAAACUCAUGAACGCCGCCCUUCGUAAUUAUUUCAAAGUUAGCGAAUGGAAUCAAAUAAGCUCCGCGCCGCAGCAGUGUAGCGCCGAGAUAGUUUCACCACUAAACUUAUCUAAUAAGUUGAUCACUGCACUGGAAAAAGUUGACCUGACUCCUGAUAUCAUUCUGGCCAUCAAAACUGACAUCUUGAAUAUAUUGAUUCAUUAUAUGAUGGACUAUGUGAUAAAUCUCAAUAGGUUCAACAAGUUUGGAUUGGAUCAACUUCGACUAGAUUUUGACAUGCUGAAAGAAAGCUUGCGCUUUUCGCAUAACUCCAGUCCUCAGACUGCCGAGGAAGGCUCAUUUUUUGAAACUUUAGAAAUUUUGGCUCUCAAGUAUAGAGAUGACAACAGAUACCGGAAUUUCUUGACUAAGUCCUUUAUCGACCGCCGACAGUUCUCAGAUCUGCGAGAAAGUCUUGCGAUAAAGUACUCAACUGAUAGUGAAUUAGCAAAUGCAUUGUAUAGAAAUUUAUAA